GCGUGUACUUCCGGCGAGUACGUUGUCAGAUGUCAUAAGUGCAAUGCCGGCGAUGGGAAAAAUGCGAUUUUGUUUAAUACUUUUACUUCACAUCGUUAUAAUAUGUAAAAGUGCCAACGUAGAUACAAUAUCGAGUGAUGUAAAAUUUAAAAAUGUAGAUCGAACGAUAGAUAUCGCAUCACAACUUGUAAAAAUUACAUCAAAAAUAACCCUGGAGAACAGUGGUAAAUCGCCGGUAAAGAGUUUUUUGCUAGCUGUAGAAGCUUCAGCACAGAGUAAAAUCGCGCACAUUAGUGUUAAAGACGCCAAUAACAAAGAUCUUCGUGUCACAGAAACUACCGUACAAGGGUACAACAAUGUUAAGUUUUGGCGUGUGGAACUAAAAGAAACAAUCAAUGCCGCCUCCACAGCUGCUGUCACGGCAGAAUCUGUGUUUACGAAAGCCUUACAGCCAUACCCAACUGCAAUCGGACAACAAGAAGACCAGCUAGUGAAAUACAAUGGGAACUUGUAUAUCUACACACCUUAUCAAGUUAUGUCACAGAAGUCCAACAUAAUCAUGAAUACAAAGAACAUUGAAUCAUUCACUAAAGUGAAACCAUUCUCACAGCAAGAUGGCGCUAUUCAGUAUGGUCCAUAUUCAAACAUAGAACCAUUCACAGAGAAGGAGUUAAGUGUUCAUUAUAAGAAUAAUUCUCCAUUCCUAACUGUGACUAGAGUGGAAAGGCUCAUUGAAGUUUCUCACUGGGGCAAUAUAGCUGUAGAAGAGAUAAUUGAAGUUGAACAUACUGGAGCUAAGCUCAAAGGUCCUUUCUCUCGGUAUGACUAUCAACAGGACCAUCACAGCGGCCCUGCCAGUGUCCGUUCCUACAAAACUUUACUACCUGCAUCAGCAUCUGAUGUGUACUAUCGCGACACAAAUGGGAACAUUUCUACUUCAAAUAUGAAAGUGAAAAAGGACUCUGUUGAGUUGGACCUAAGACCUAGAUAUCCGCUUUUCGGUGGAUGGAGAACUCAUUACACGCUUGGAUACAAUGUGCCAAGUUAUGAAUACUUGUACCACUCUGGCAAUGAAUAUUUACUGAAGAUGAGAGUUGUAGAUCACAUUUUUGAUGAUAUGCAAGUUGAUGAGUUAGUUACCAAGAUUAUAUUACCGGAAGGUUCUGUGAAUAUAAAAAUUAAUGUUCCAUAUCCAGUGACUAGAUUGCCUGAUAGCCUGCAUUAUACAUAUUUGGAUACCAAAGGGAGACCAGUCAUAACUUUCACUAAGGCCAAUGUUGUUGAAAACCAUAUCCAAGACUUCCAACUGCGCUAUACAUUCCCUCGUUUGCUGAUGUUGCAGGAACCCCUACUUGUUGUUGGUUUCCUUUAUACUUUAUUCUUAUGUGUUAUUAUUUAUGUAAGAUUAGAUUUCUCUAUUCACAAGUCUGAGCAUCAGCAUAAAGAAUAAUUUAAUGUAAUAGUAAUAUAUUGCACAGUAUGAAUGUAAUCAUUUCACAUUUCUGUGUUGUCGCAAAUGAUUAUUUGUAGAAAUAAAUAUCUUUUAUAACAGUA
Messenger RNA from Galleria mellonella (greater wax moth), 1554 nucleotides. RefSeq names its product dolichyl-diphosphooligosaccharide--protein glycosyltransferase subunit 1. The record is from RefSeq and is a predicted model, not a curated record. Lineage: Eukaryota; Metazoa; Arthropoda; Insecta; Lepidoptera; Pyralidae. The transcript has a single exon. Gene Ontology annotation, cellular component: membrane; oligosaccharyltransferase complex. Bases 44 to 1450 code for a protein of 468 amino acids.